Molecule: messenger RNA, 5053 nt
Organism: Prionailurus viverrinus (fishing cat)
Lineage: Eukaryota; Metazoa; Chordata; Mammalia; Carnivora; Felidae
Gene: ADGRD2
Product: adhesion G protein-coupled receptor D2
Exons: 24
Coding region: 166-3378 (1070 amino acids)
Biological process (GO): cell surface receptor signaling pathway; adenylate cyclase-activating G protein-coupled receptor signaling pathway
Cellular component (GO): membrane
Molecular function (GO): G protein-coupled receptor activity
Source: RefSeq, a predicted model, not a curated record
UUCCACCGCACGGCAGAAAGCUAGCAGAUUUCCGCUGCUGGAUUUCCGUCCCAGAAACAGUUCGCAGCGAGUGAGCCGACCGUAGGCGCCGGGCCAGACGAAGCAGUCCACAUUGGCCACACCUGUGACCCCUGCUGUCCCUCACUGGCCCCUGCUGGAUCCAGAAUGGCUUCCUGGUGCUACUGCCUCCUCUACUUCCUGAUAAGGAGUCUCUCUGGGACACCCUCCAACUCCCCAGGUGAAGCAAGGAGCUCUUGGCUCCCAGCUCCAGUGGACCCCGGUGAGGUGGUGGAGACCCCAGACGGGGUGUGCAAGUUCCCAGGGCAGCAGCUGAGCUGGUGGCAGGCUCAAGAGUCAUGUGAGCAGCAUUUUGGCCACCUGGCACUGGCGCCCCCAGCUGAGGUCCUUGCUCCACGGCUGCCCAACCCCAUCUGGGUGGGCCAAAGGGAGGCCCCUCUGCGAAGACCCCCCCAGAGGCGCGCGCUCCCCACGGCCGCGCUGGUGUUCGGCGAGCGGACGGCGGACAGGGCGGCGCGGCUGCGGACGCCCCUGCCCGCGCUGGGGGCGCUGACCGCGUGCGCGCACGUGCAGUGGGACGCCGCCUCGCCGGACGCCGCCGCGCUCUUCUCCCUCGCCGCGCCCUCCCUCGCCAACGCGCUGCAGCUGCGCGCCUUCGCCGAGCCGGGCGGCGCCGUGCACGCGGCGCUGGUGGUGCGCGGCCACCACGCGCCCUUCCGCGCCGCCUUCCGCGCCGACGGCCGCUGGCACCACGUGUGCACCACGUGGGAGCAGCGCGGCGGGCGCUGGGCGCUGUUUGCCGACGGGCGGCGGCGCGCCGGGGCGCGGGGACUGGGCGCGGGCCACCCGGUGCCAGCGGGCGGCAUCCUCGUGCUGGGCCAGGAUCAGGACUCUCUGGGCGGUGGCUUCUCGGCGCGCGAUGCCUUCAGCGGCAACCUCACCGACUUCCACCUGUGGGCUCGGGCCCUGAGCCCCGCGCAGCUGCGUCGGGCACGGGCCUGCGCGCCGCCACCCGGCGGCCUGCUCUUCCGCUGGGACCUGGGCGCCCUGGACGUCACGCCCUCACUGUUGCCGCCUCUGCGGGUGCGCCUGCUCUGUCCAGUGCCCUCAGAAGAGUGCCCUACGUGGAACCCAGGAUCCGGCACCGAGGGCUCUUUGCUCUGCCUUCAACCACAUUUCUUCCUUUGCUGUUACCGGACAGACACUUAUCAGCAGCUGCAGGAUGCCCAGUCGUGGCCUGGCCAGGAUGUUAUCAGCCGAGUCAAUGCCUUGGCCAAGACCAUAGUGCUGCUUCCUGACCCCCUCUCUGAAGCCCCUGGACACCUGUCGCUGGCUGAGGCCUCCAGCUUCCUGGGUAUCCUGGAGAGGGUCCUGGCAAAGGAGUCAGCUCCACUGGGGCCGGCUGCACUGCUGGCUGUCGUGCACUUCCUAAAGAGAGUGACGGCCCUCGGGGCUGGGGAGCCAGAGCCCUUAACAGGGCCCUGGGAGCAGCUAGGCCAGGGGAUCGUGUCUGUGGCCAGCUUGGUCCUGGAGGAGCAGCUGGCUGGUGCGUGGCUCUCAAUCAGCGAGGUGGUUGGCGGACCCAUGGCCCUGGUGGCAAGUCUACAGCGCUUGGCACCCCUGCUGAGCACCACGCUGACCCCUGGGCGGCCCCGAAUGCACAUCCAGCGUCGCUGUGUCGGCCUGGAGGUGCGGAGUCUACGCUUGACGGAGGCUGGCACGGAGGGCUAUGUGUUCACGGUGCCCGGUGGGCACCCGGAGGGGCCCGGCCACAUCCGCAUCCCCGCAGGUGAAGUGGAGCGCCUACUCGGGAAAGGCCUCUCUGGAGUCACCGUGAUCCACAGCUGGUUCAGCUCGAGUGUCUUCCGGCAAACCCUAGGGGAGCCUGGCCUGGAGCCCCAGGCCCCUGACAGCUCAGAAGAGGCAAGCAAAUUGCAGAGGUUUCUAAGCACCCAGGUGGGGUCAGCCAUCAUCUCCUCUGAGGUAUGGGGUGAAACCGGGGAGGUCAGCACAGCCGUGACCUUUCACUUGCAACACCAGACCCAGGCCUUCCCGCAGAAACUGGUGGAACCUGUCUGUGCCUUCUGGAACUUCAGCAUCAGCCCAGACACAGGGGGCUCCUGGGCCACUACCGGCUGCUCUGUGGCCACCCUGUACCGGGACUCUACCGCGUGCUUCUGCAACCACAGCACCAACUUUGCUGUCCUGUUGCAGGUGUAUGACGUCCAGAGAAGCCCCGGGGAGGAGUCGCUGCUGAGGACGCUGUCGUUUGUGGGCUGCGGAGUGUCCUUCUGCGCCUUGGCCACCGCCUUCUUGCUCUUCCUGGCAGCUGGGGUCCCCAGGUCAGAGCGAGCCACGGUCCACAAGAACCUCACCUUCUCCCUGGCCUCUGCCGAGGGCUUCCUCAUGGCCAGCGAGUGGGCAAAGGCCAACAAGGUGGCGUGUGUGGCCGUCACAGCUGCAAUGCAUCUCCUCUUUUUGGUCGCAUUCUCCUGGAUGUUGGUGGAGGGCCUAUUGCUAUGGAGCAAGGUGGUGGCCGUGCGCAUGCGCCCAGGCCCCAGGAUGACUCUCUACUACGCCACGGGCUGGGGCGUGCCCAUGGCCAUCGUGGCCAUCACGGUGGCCAUGUCCCCCGACGACUAUGUGGCCACUGGCCACUGCUGGCUCAAUGUGCACACGGACACCAUCUGGGCCUUUGUGGGGCCCGUGCUCUUCGUGCUGACUGCCAACACCUGCAUCCUGGUCCGCGUAGUGAUGGUCACUGUGUCCAGUGCCCGCCGCCGUGUCCGCAUGCUGAGCCCCCAGCCCUGCCUGCGGCAGCAAGUCACAAUCCAGAUAUGGGCCACAGUGAAGCCGGUGCUGGUCCUGCUGCCCGUCCUGGGCCUGACCUGGCUGGUCGGCACGCUGGUGCACCUCAGCCCGGCCUGGGCCUACGCCGCCGUGGGCCUCAAUUCCUUCCAGGGGCCAUACAUUUUCCUGGUCUACGCUGCCUACAACGGGGAGGUCCGGAAUGCCCUGCAGAGGAUGACUGAGAAAAAGGCAACAGAGGCAUUUAUGGUCUGCUCCAGCCCCAUAGGCCCAGGGUCCCACCCUAGGUCCCUUGGUCCCUGGGAGGUCUCUCAGAACAACCCUGUAGCCUUGGCUCCAGCCCGAAGACACUUGGCUAUUAGAGGAACUUCACAUCUGCAAAGGGAGGAGCUCUGUCACGGUCACCAGCCCAUCGCAUCAUCAACGGUCACUGGCAACAUGAGCGCCAACAUCCCCAUCAGCACCAAAGACAGGGGCGCUGCCACCGUCAACGACGUAGUCUUCCAAUCGCCACGGCUGAGGAACACCGCCACCUUCAAUCACCGAUAUUGACGGCCCCGGCUUUCUCCCAAACUCGGCCACUGCCACCAUCAUCAACCAAACUGCAGCCAUUCCAGUCACUGCCAUCAUCGGCAGUCACCAACCCUGACCCCCGUCAUUAUCACAAACACGGCCACUGCCACCAUCACCCACCCAACCACCAUCACCUGUCACCAUCAUUACUGCCACUGUCAUCAUCACAUUGGUCAUGAUGAACGCCCUCAUCGUCUCCAAAACCACACCAACAUCACCAGCUGUAUCCCUGGACGUGUUAUUCGACUUCUCAAUUUCCUACAGAACGGUGACAACAGCACCUAGUUCACAAGACCGUUGGGAGAAUUUGGGGACUUGACAGGUGGAAAAUGCUUGGAGAACAGCAUCUGGCACGUAACAAGACCAAUUUGUUACCAUUGCUAUCUCUACUCUCACCCCACCAUGAUCAACACCGUCCCCAUCGCCGGGUCAAAACCUUCCUGUCACCAUCAUCCCCAUCGUGGCCACCAUCAGCACCAUCACCAGACAGGCACACUGUAAUUGCAAGGGUCCCAUCUCCCAGCCUCCAGGCACAUGUACUGGUGGCCCUAUUCUAGACAGUGACAGGCACUCCUGUGACCAAUCAAGAAGCUCCAGAACCCCAAGGAGAUUCUCUCCUGGGGCCCCUGGGGGGACACGGAUGUUCACUGCAGCAGCAUUUAUGGAGGUGGCCUGGAUGGCUGUGUGGUGGCCGCACCACAGAGAGUCCUGUGCAGUAGAAGUAAUGGAGCAGACAGAAAAAAUGGACAGAUCUUUAAAAGCAUAGGGCUAAGUGGAAAAAAAAACAGAGAAGGAAGAUCCAGAAUGAGAUCUACAAGACAGAGCCAUCUACAUAAAUUAAAAGUGCUUGUACAGAGUGUGCACUUUAUGUGAGAACAGGGACAAAACAAGGAAUCCAGGUUAAACGUGAAGGCAUGGCUGCCUGUGGGAGGCACGGGAGGGCAGUCGGCUCUGCGUGGACCAGGGAUCACCUGUGCCAGGGAAAGAGGGGUGUGACCAAUGCCUCCUCCACACCCAGUGGAGGUCCAGUGAAGACACAAAAAAUAAAAUGUCUCUGGAGUGAGGCCGAUGGGGGUUCAAAUCCCGGCCCCACCAUUUAGGAGCAGUGGCUUUGUGCCCUGUCCCCUCCUGGCCUGCAAGGUCUUCUUUUGCUAUGAAAGGGGCAUGCUCACCUUGCAGGGGCCGGAGCUUGGGUCUGGGGGCCUGCACAGGGGCCUAGGCCCCCAGGGGCACCCAGAGAGGGUCCAUUUCUUGUCACUAGAGUCCUCAUCACUGCUUGGCAGGCCUCUUUCAGCUCCUGGGCAGCACCUCCAGCUGGUGACCUGCCUAUUGGGUGAGGUUCAGCACGAAUCCACAGAACUGGUCCCCCAUCCCCCAAUCCAGCAGGGCCUUGCCUGGGAUGUGGCGUCCAGUGGCUCAGAAAAUGGUCAUCCAUCCACUUUCCCUCUGCCCCCAUGACUACCAGCCCUACUGCUGCGGGGGAGUCGGGAGCCCAGCAUGUGCAGCCCUUGGCCCUUCUAAUCCCUCUUAACACCCACUGCGCCAGGAGGGCCUGAUGCUCCUGGCAACCCUGAUCCCCAGCCGCCCCCAGUGUGCCCGCUGAGGCCUAUGUUGUCCAAAGUCGGAUUUAGGGAAACCCGAGCUGGGCCCAGGG